GGUCCCGUACAGCCGGCCCUGGGCAAGCCCGGCGCGCCGAGCAGCAGCGUUUAUGAGAUGGAGCCUUGUGGGGGCCACAGACCUCACCCCGGGAGCUGCCAUAUAAACUCCAGGGCAGGGUCUGGGGUGCCUCGUCAGCUUCCCUAAGGCUUCCUGCUGAGAUGGCACUCCCCGGCGGCUGACUUGAAAGCGGCCUCAUAAAAGGGGGGGCCCCGCGUCAUGAGGGUGAUGAACCAGUCGGCGCUUGGAGAUCCGCGAGGGAUGAAAGGCGCGGGGUGAAGACGCCCUGCGUUCCCUGGCUUGGCUGGGCAGGGCCUCCAGGGACCCAGGAAAGCUGAGAAAACUGGGCUCACAGUGUAUUGCCCUUCCCGAGAAGAGGCGGCGACACACUUGAAGAAGGGCAAAGUGGCGCCCCCUACGCACAGAAACCGUCCCUGGGCCCCGGCCCCGGCGCGGAGACCACCGUGGACCUCCGGGAGCGGGAGGCCGCUCUGGCCCCCGGCGGAGCCUCUCGUUGGUAGACGGGCCCGAGGGAGCCCCUCUGGGCGCAGCUCCGCGGAGCCGCUCUAUGCUCCGACCGGAAGUGCUCUUCACCGCCGGUCUCCCACCCGGCUCUCUGGUCCCGGCGGUAAGAUGGCGGCUGCCGCUGAGUGCGAUGUGGUAAUGGCGGCGACCGAGCCGGAGCUGCUGGACGACGAGGAAGCCAAGAGAGAAGCAGAGUCUUUCAAGGAACAAGGAAAUGCAUACUAUGCCAAGAAGGAUUAUAAUGAGGCUUAUAACUACUAUACAAAAGCCAUAGAUAUGUGUCCUAAGAACGCCAGCUAUUAUGGCAACCGAGCAGCGACGUUGAUGAUGCUCGGGAGGUUCCGGGAAGCUCUUGGAGAUGCCCAGCAGUCAGUGCGGCUGGAUGACAGCUUCGUCCGGGGUCAUCUACGAGAAGGCAAGUGUCACCUCUCACUAGGAAAUGCCAUGGCAGCAUGUCGCAGUUUCCAGAGAGCCCUAGAACUGGAUCACAAAAACGCACAAGCACAGCAGGAGUUCAAAAAUGCUAACGCAGUCAUGGAAUAUGAGAAGAUAGCUGAAAUGGAUUUCGAGAAGCGGGACUUUCGGAAGGUGGUUUUCUGCAUGGACCGCGCCCUGGAAUUUGCCCCUGCCUGCCAUCGCUUCAAAAUCCUCAAAGCAGAAUGUUUAGCAAUGCUGGGUCGCUAUCCAGAAGCGCAGUCCGUGGCCAGUGACAUUUUACGAGUAGAUUCCACCAACGCGGAUGCGCUCUAUGUUCGUGGUCUUUGCCUUUAUUAUGAAGAUUGCAUUGAGAAGGCGGUUCAGUUUUUUGUGCAGGCUCUCAGGAUGGCUCCUGACCACGAGAAAGCCUGCAUUGCCUGCAGAAAUGCCAAAGCUCUUAAAGCAAAGAAAGAAGAUGGGAAUAAAGCAUUUAAGGAAGGAAAUUACAAGCUAGCACAUGAACUGUACACAGAAGCCCUGGGGAUAGACCCCAACAAUAUCAAAACAAAUGCUAAACUCUACUGUAAUCGGGGUACAGUUAAUUCCAAGCUUAGGAAACUAGAUGAUGCAAUAGAAGACUGCACAAAUGCAGUGAAGCUCGACGACACUUACAUAAAAGCCUACUUGAGAAGAGCUCAGUGUUACACAGACACGGAACAGUACGAGGAAGCAGUUCGGGACUACGAGAAGGUGUACCAGACGGAAAAAACAAAAGAACACAAACAGCUCCUCAAAAAUGCACAGAUGGAAUUGAAGAGGAGUAAGAGGAAAGAUUACUACAAGAUUUUGGGCGUGGACAAGAACGCUUCUGAGGAUGAAAUCAAGAAAGCUUACCGGAAGCGGGCUUUGAUGCACCAUCCAGAUCGGCACAGUGGAGCCAGUGCUGAGGUCCAGAAAGAAGAGGAGAAAAAGUUUAAGGAAGUUGGAGAGGCCUUCACCAUCCUCUCUGAUCCCAAGAAAAAGACGCGCUAUGACAGCGGCCAGGACCUGGAUGAGGAGGGCAUGAACAUGGCUGACUUCGACGCGAACAACAUCUUCAAGGCGUUCUUCGGAGGCCCUGGGGGCUUCAGCUUUGAAGCGUCCGGCCCGGGAAAUUUCUUUUUUCAGUUUGGCUAAUGAAGGGCAGCCACCCCAAACCCAGAAGAUGCGGACUCGCUCAGUUUAAUCUUGAAUGUGGACAUACUUCACCUCCUCCCUUCAUCAUGUCUCCGUGUACUUAGAGCAGUUUGGUUUUCACACUUGGAUCCCAUGUCUGUGUGAUUCGGUGAAGAAAAAGGAGCCAGCGCCGAAGACUAUGGGGAGGGGAGGGAGGCAGGCGUGGACAGGGAGGCAGCUUGUGAAUUUUUGUUUUACUGUCUAACUUUAUUAAAAAAGAAGAGAAUAAAAUGUUUUGACCCUC
Molecule: messenger RNA, 2401 nt
Organism: Ochotona princeps (American pika)
Lineage: Eukaryota; Metazoa; Chordata; Mammalia; Lagomorpha; Ochotonidae
Gene: DNAJC7
Product: DnaJ heat shock protein family (Hsp40) member C7
Exons: 15
Coding region: 634-2118 (494 amino acids)
Molecular function (GO): protein binding
Source: RefSeq, a predicted model, not a curated record